Molecule: messenger RNA, 4850 nt
Organism: Apus apus (common swift)
Lineage: Eukaryota; Metazoa; Chordata; Aves; Apodiformes; Apodidae
Gene: DDX17
Product: DEAD-box helicase 17
Exons: 13
Coding region: 314-2281 (655 amino acids)
Biological process (GO): alternative mRNA splicing, via spliceosome
Cellular component (GO): cytoplasm; ribonucleoprotein complex; nucleus
Molecular function (GO): RNA binding; ATP binding; RNA helicase activity
Source: RefSeq, a predicted model, not a curated record
GUAAGCGAAGCGGGUUGGGGCGGCGGCCGCCAUUUUGAGCCGGGAGCCCGGAGGAAGAAGACGUUAGUGUCUCCACACUUCACGGGCCCUGGAGCCGACCGAGAGCCCCGCCGUCCCCUCCGCCGACGUUCAGCGGGUCCCUGACCCACUGACCACUUCUUCUCCUUUUGUAUCCCACCAAAGAAGCGAGGUGGCGCAAAGCGAUUCCUCCGAGACACAGCCGCCCCUGGCUGGACCGUCUCCCCGUACCCCCAGUCCCUCGCCGACCCCACGGCCGGCGUUCCGUUGCCUCUCUCCCACCCCUCCGGGUGCAAUGAGGGGCUUCGGGGACCGGGGCCGCGACCGAGACCGCGGCGGGUUUGGAGCAAGUCGUGGAGGUCCUCUUCCUCCAAAGAAAUUUGGUAAUCCAGGGGAACGUCUACGUAAGAAAAAAUGGGAUUUAAAUGAGCUUCCCAAGUUUGAGAAGAAUUUUUACGUGGAACAUCCAGAAGUGGCCAGACUUACUCCAUAUGAAGUUGAAGAACUGCGAAGAAAGAAAGAGAUCACUAUUCGAGGAAUGGAGGGCUGUCCCAAGCCUGUGUUUGCCUUCCACCAGUGUAGCUUUCCACAGUACGUGAUGGAUGCUCUGAUGGACCAGAACUUUACAGAACCCACUCCAAUUCAGUGCCAAGGCUUUCCACUAGCCCUCAGUGGCCGUGAUAUGGUGGGCAUUGCGCAGACUGGCUCUGGAAAAACACUAGCGUACUUGCUGCCUGCAAUUGUUCACAUCAACCACCAGCCAUAUUUGGAGAGAGGAGAUGGCCCAAUUUGCCUGGUUUUAGCACCAACUAGAGAGUUGGCCCAGCAAGUGCAGCAAGUGGCUGAUGAUUAUGGCAAGUGUUCAAGACUGAAGAGUACCUGCAUAUAUGGAGGAGCACCCAAAGGUCCCCAAAUCAGAGAUCUAGAAAGAGGUGUGGAGAUCUGCAUUGCUACACCAGGUCGCUUGAUUGACUUCCUUGAGGCAGGAAAGACCAACCUUCGUCGAUGUACGUACCUGGUGCUGGAUGAAGCAGACAGGAUGUUGGACAUGGGAUUUGAACCCCAAAUUCGUAAGAUUGUUGAUCAGAUAAGGCCUGACAGACAGACUCUGAUGUGGAGUGCCACCUGGCCAAAAGAAGUGCGCCAGCUUGCUGAGGACUUCCUGCAGGACUAUGUUCAGAUCAAUGUGGGAAACUUAGAGCUGAGUGCCAACCACAAUAUCCUGCAGAUAGUGGAUGUAUGCAUGGAAAGCGAGAAAGACCAUAAACUGAUACAACUGAUGGAAGAGAUCAUGGCAGAGAAGGAAAACAAGACUAUCAUCUUUGUGGAAACAAAGAGGCGAUGUGAUGAUCUCACUCGAAGGAUGCGCAGAGAUGGUUGGCCAGCUAUGUGUAUCCAUGGAGACAAGAGUCAGCCAGAAAGAGAUUGGGUGCUUAAUGAGUUUCGUUCUGGAAAGGCUCCUAUCCUCAUUGCUACCGACGUUGCAUCUCGUGGGCUAGACGUGGAAGAUGUUAAAUUUGUGAUAAACUACGACUAUCCGAACAGCUCUGAAGAUUAUGUGCACCGUAUUGGCCGUACCGCUCGUAGUACCAACAAAGGUACUGCCUACACCUUCUUCACUCCAGGAAACCUGAAACAAGCCAGGGAGCUUAUCAAAGUGUUGGAAGAAGCCAAUCAAGCCAUCAAUCCAAAACUGAUGCAGCUUGUGGACCACCGAGGAGGAGGAGGUGGUGGUGGAGGAGGUCGCUCUCGUUACCGAACGAGCAGUUCGGUUAACAACCCUAACCUGAUGUACCAGGAGGAGUGUGACAGGAGGCUCCGGGGAGUGAAAGAGGGCCGGAGAGACUCGGGUGGCUUCAGAGACCGUGAGCGUGGUGACAGUUUUGCCAACGGAGCCAACAAGACCUAUGGCAGUGCCUACGGGAGCCCAAAUUCUGCUUUUGGGGCAGCACAGAGCCAGUAUGGUUACACUCAAGGGAGCUAUGGAGCAGCUGCCUAUGGCACGAGUGGCUAUGGCACUGCAGAGUACAGUGCGAGUGGCUAUGGUGCCAGCACCACAGCUGCCACGGCUGGGAGAACCUCACAGAGCACUACCCAACAGCAGUAUGCAGGGAUGGUGGGGCGCUCAGGCCAGCAGCCACAGCCGCUCAUGUCACAACAGUUUCCGCAGCCCCCUGGCACUAACGUGAUGGGCUAUAUGGGACAGACUGCCACCUACCAGUACCCGCCCCCUCCCCCGCCCCCUCCCCCCACACGCAAAUGAGACCACUUGCUGGUGACCAGUGUAGACCUCUUGCAUUUAAAGGAACCUUUUUCUUUCCCAUUGUGAUGUCUCUCAUGCAGGUUAGGCUUAGAAUUCACCAUUAAAAUCCCUUGAGCCCGUCAAAAAUGGCCCCCAGUCCACAUUACUGACCCUGUUCCUCUUUUUUUUUUUCUUUUUUCUUUUUUCUUUCUUUUUUUCUUUAAGAUUAUAUAUAUAGUUGACUGGAAAAAUUAUUAAUUUUUGUCUUGCAUGUUGAGGAAAUUGGAAAUUUUAUUUUCUCUAAAAGAAACAAGUAUAAGGCAGAUAGGUCCCAGCUUGAUCAUCUUGGUGUCCAAGGUUUGUGUGAGGGGAGGAAGUUUGUAUUCUGUAACAUGUUAACUUAAUUUCAGGAAGUGUCAAGAGAGGUGGGAAACUUUGGGGAGCCAAAAAGCACUUCAUUAAAAAUGAUAAAUGCAAGGGAGCAACGCUCACUUCUCCUAAUCUUAAUUUUUUAUUAAUAGCUCACUAUUCUUGCUUGUAAUCUAUUGUAGGUAACUUUCUAUAGGAAAACUCUGCUCAUUUGUCUGAGCUGAGCGGUGUUCAGAGUAAUGCCCCAGGUACACUGUUGUUUUCUUCAUCUUCUGGUACCUACAGCAGCCUGCAGUAGGGAAGUUGGAAAUAAACCCCCAGUGUCAGAGACCAAACCUAUCAAUACCUGAAACCCAGAUUGUCACCAUAGGUACCACUGCUGUGAUGUUUAGCCAAGUAAGUUAUUUCUCUACAAUUGUUAAACUGCAGCAUUGCCAAUGCAUGGAGCCUGGUUACCCUUAAAAUUAAGUUUCUGCUCUCAAAUUCCUAUUGCUUGAGAGAAGUCUUAAUUUGAGAGUGCAGAAACAAAGCAGAACUGAGAUGAUGAAGAGCAUACCUUCAUGAACAAACUACCUUUUGGUGUGGGGAAUGUUCUGAAUGCCGCUGCGCUGAAUAAAAUGUGACUAUAGAGUUUUCCACACUUCAAAUUUAUAAGGUUUGAAUAGGGUGGGCUGGAAGGGAGGGCAAGGGGAGGAAGGGAGGAGGAGGAGGAGAUUGCCUGGAAUCUCCUUUUCAUGAGGUAAGCGGUGAGCUGGUUAGUUCAUCUUGAUUCUGAAGCUUUGUUUCUUUUUGUACUUUGCUCUGAUUAUUGCUUUUCCUGGCUUUUGAGUGCGUUUCCCUGUUCCACUGGUCCCUUUGAGCAGAGCUCUCGCAGGUAGGUAGCAUUUUAGAAAAUGUUAGAGAAGAGUGAAAUUUUUAGUAAAUACGUAAAUAAAACUGGUUUAUUUUACUGGCUAAGGUGGGUGUGAGGGGGGUUUCCGCUUUAGUGUAAAGCAUGUUCACUUGUUAUUUCUAAUACCAGACGGUUCAGAGACAGUAGAUGAUAAAAGGAGUUGGCUGCUCUUGGUCUGAUAAUAUGACAAAAGAAAGGAUACAUUUCCUGGUUUGUGAGACAGCAUCGUUGCAUUACGAGACUUCAGGCUUUUGGGUUAUUUCUGUUGGCGUUCUUGCAUAUGGAUGAACAAGGCAGCCCACUCCUUCUAUAGCAGAGUGGUACUUAUAGCCCAGGGAAAGAGCUUGCUUAUGCAGAAAUUAUUUCUUUUUACAUUUAAUUUCUUCCCAGAGUAAAAUUUUUUGGGAUGAAUGCACUUUUUUUUUUGGUGCAGUACACAGGUAGGUUGCUGACACAGAGGGAAAAGGGAGAGAUCUUCCCUAACCUUGGUUCCCUUGUCCCAUCUUGUAAUUCCAGUGCUUGGGCAGAAAGCUUGUGUUAAGUGAAAGCCAGAAACGUAUUCUUUAUCCAGGCACUGACUGAUUUGUCUUUAACCUCCCUUGCAAGCAAGUGUAGGGUGUUGGUUUUUUUGUUUUGUUUUUAAUUUGUGACUUCAAUGCAGAAGUGUGUUUGAGGGGUGUAGGGGUAGGACAUCUCACUGACUGGCUUUAAAGAGGGUCUCUGGACCGCCAAAGCUGCCUUAUAGUCUGCUAUAGCUUUCACUUUUUUUGGGAGGGACUUGUGCACACAUACACAUCUGUGCCAAGUCUUGCAGUGCUUUAUUGCCAUUGAGGUCAGCUGAAGUCCAGGGGCUUGGUUCAGUUCAGAGUGUUAACCAGACUGUUCAAUGCAUAAAUGCACCAUGGCAUGUGCUGCCCUUGUCCCACCUGGUGCUCACUGAUCUGUUCCACAUACCAGCUGGAGGGCCCUUGUUGAUAAAGCAUUAGCAUUUAGUAUUGUUUGCCUUGUUUUCAGUCUGUAAAAGUUUGUGGGAGUGUCACAUGAGUAGGGUGUCUCCUCCCCUCCCACUUCCUGAAGCAAUUUACUGUUUGGACUUCUCUGAACAAUGGAAGGGUUAGUGGCUUUGUGUGGGAUCAGCAUCUUGUUUCACACACCUGCUGGUCUCUGAACACAUUCCUCUUGUAUUAAUGAAGACUUGAAUUGAGAGAUUCAUAGAUCUGUGGUGUUCAGACACAGGAGCUAUGUUACUAUUCUUAGUUUGUAAAUUGUCCUUUUGAUACCAUCUUGUUUUCUUUUGUAGGUAUAAAUAAAAACACUGUUGUCAAUAAA